Emiliania huxleyi CCMP1516 is the source of this 784-nucleotide messenger RNA. RefSeq lists its product as hypothetical. The transcript has a single exon. The coding region runs from base 6 to 338 and encodes 110 amino acids. The record is from RefSeq and is a predicted model, not a curated record. Lineage: Eukaryota; Haptophyta; Isochrysidales; Noelaerhabdaceae.
GUAGCAUGAAGCGCAAGCCGGCUGCACGUCCCGUCGCAGAAGCAGCAGCAGCCCGCCCCGACGAUAUGUUCGGCCUGAUGCUCGAUCCGGUCGUGCCCGCCGGGCAGGCCGUCCCACCGCCACCACCAGACGCCUCCGUUGCUCCUGCUGCUGCGACGGCAGACGCUCGCUUCACGCUGCGUUCGGUGGUCUCCUUCGAGUCCAAGGCCGACGGCGAAAAGCUGCAUCCGAUCGAUGCGAAACGAAAACUUGAGAAGUCGCUCGCGGAGAUUAAGGCGGCGAAGCUAGCGAGAAGAGCGGAGCGGCAGGCGCGGAGACCGGCUGCGAGCAGAGCGUGAGUCGGAGCGCCUGUGGAGUCGACGGCGGCAGUGCUCGAAGAGGGAAGGAAGACGGCCCGCGACGACAAGCGCCGGCCCCGGCGGGCGUCACAGCUGGCGGCGGCUGGAGCGCUGGGACGCGGGCUGUUCCACGCGUGUCCUGGCGCGCUUCACCCGGACGAGCAGCAAAGGUGUCACCAGCGCCCAGGAGCUCGUCUCUGCCGCGACACGGCCGACGGGUGAACGGCGUGGUGUGUGUUUUGUGUAGCCCCGCCCCGCACUGCAGCGCAUUUACCGGGACCGCUGCGAAAUUGUUGCUCCCUCCUCCCGAUCACCCCGCAUGUGCCAUGCCACCGGCCGCACCCCUGGCAGGGCCCCGCCCUGGUCCCUCUCCCUGGUCUCGUGCACGGCCUCCACGAGGGCCUUCUCAUGCGUCGCUUUUAUCCUUAUAUGUCAGUACGUACGGC